Molecule: messenger RNA, 2886 nt
Organism: Gavialis gangeticus (Gharial)
Lineage: Eukaryota; Metazoa; Chordata; Crocodylia; Gavialidae
Gene: DBT
Product: dihydrolipoamide branched chain transacylase E2
Exons: 11
Coding region: 37-1515 (492 amino acids)
Cellular component (GO): mitochondrion; cytoplasm
Molecular function (GO): lipoic acid binding; acetyltransferase activity
Source: RefSeq, a predicted model, not a curated record
GGGGGCGUGGUGCAGCCAGUCUCUUUGCGGAGUAAGAUGGCGGCGGCGGCCGCGCUACGGAGCGGCUCCCGGGCUGCGGGGCGCCUGAUCCGUGUUUGCCAUACUAGAUCGUACAGCAGUGUUCGCUUUCUGAAGUCAAAAUACGUGUAUGCAUUUGACAAAUCUGCCUUUUUUAAUCAUCAACACAGAUUGUUCAGAACAUCUGCUAUUUCAAAUGGCCAAAUUGUCCAAUUUAAGCUUUCUGAUAUUGGAGAAGGGAUUACAGAGGUAACUGUGAAGGAAUGGUAUGUAAAAGAAGGUGAUAGCGUAUCUCAGUUUGAUAGCAUCUGUGAAGUACAAAGUGACAAAGCUUCAGUUACUAUCACUAGUCGUUAUGAUGGAAUUAUUAGAAAACUCUAUUAUAAUCUAGAUGAAAUUGCUUAUGUUGGAAAACCAUUAGUGGACAUAGAAACUGAUGUCUUGAAAGAUGUAGCCCCAGAAGAGGAUGUUGUUGAAACACCUGCUGUGUCUCAUGAAGAACACACACAUCAAGAAAUAAAGGGACAUAAAACCCUAGCAACCCCUGCAGUUCGCCGUCUUGCCAUGGAAAAUAAUAUUAAACUGAGUGAAGUUGUUGGAACAGGGAAAGAUAACCGAAUCCUUAAAGAAGACAUUCUCAAUUAUUUGGCCAAGCAGACGGGAGCUAUUUUACCUCCAUCGCCAAAAUCUGAGAUUAUCCCACCAUUACCAAAACUAGAGACUGCACCAGCUGCUCGAAAGGAUAAAGCACAUACAAUUCCUGUACCUAUUUCAAAACCCAUUGUGUUUACAGGAAAAGAUAAGAUUGAGCCCAUAACAGGAUUUCACAAGGCGAUGGUGAAGACCAUGAGUGCUGCUUUGAAGAUUCCUCACUUUGGUUACUGUGAUGAGAUUGAGUUGAAUCAACUCGUGCAGUUGAGAGAAGAGUUGAAACCUCUAGCACAGGCUUGUGGAGUUAAACUCUCCUUUAUGCCUUUCUUCAUAAAGGCAGCUUCUCUGGCCUUAUUGCAUUAUCCUGUUCUUAACACUUCUGUGGAUGAAAACUGUCAAAAUAUCACAUACAAGGCUUCUCACAAUAUUGGAAUUGCUAUGGACACAGAACAAGGCUUGAUUGUUCCUAAUGUGAAAAGUGUGCAGGUCCGUAGUGUGUUUGAGAUUGCCUCUGAAUUAAAUCGCCUGCAGUCCUUGGGUUCUUCAGGCCAACUGGGAACAAUUGACCUCACUGGGGGAACAUUCACUCUCUCAAAUAUUGGCACAAUUGGUGGUACCUAUGCCAAACCAGUGAUACUACCUCCUGAAGUUGCUAUUGGAGCUCUUGGGAAGAUACAGGUCCUGCCCCGAUUUAAUGGGAAAGGUGAAAUAUUUAAAGCACAGAUAAUGAACGUGAGCUGGUCGGCUGAUCAUCGUAUUAUUGAUGGAGCUACAAUGGCCCGUUUUUCUAAUUUAUGGAAAUCCUAUUUGGAGAACCCUGCUUCCAUGCUGCUAGAUCUUAGAUAAAGAAAACUAAUGACAUAAUGUGUCUUUAAACUUUGGGGAUUGAAAUGAACAUUAUCAGAGCUAGCUAUGCUAGUACAUGUCCUUUGCUACUUCUCAUACUAUAUGAUUAUGUUACAUAGUUGAAAGGUUUCAAACACCUAUGUCAAUCUAUCAGUAACCUGUUACAUACUUUUUAAUCUAAUUGAGUAGUACUACAAGUUACUCUACAUCAGACUGUCAAACUGAAUAGGUUUUGGCGUGCCUUUUAAAUAUGGUGGUGGGAAGUUAUGAAUGUCCAACUCUGAUUACAUGUGCUGACUUCUGCUGAACUGACAUUAUCGACUGACAGUUUUCUGUACAUCUGCAAUACUUUUAAACUGCAUAGAAAGGAAAUAGUUACAGUUAUUCCUGGGUAGACAUAUGAGUUUAUUUUAACAAAGUAAAAGGAGUAUCACCAAGUUCCUAAAAGAAAUUAUGCAAAAAUUAAUGUGCAAAUAAAAUGCCUUUAUGCUCCCAUUGUAGAUGUCCAAUAAACUUUUUUUAAUGGUGCUAGCUUUUCCUCUCUUCAUCUUUCUUUAACUGUCUUGCACCUGGGGGGUUCUUAGCCCAGGUGCUCUAUAUCCAGUGGCAAGGGAGUUGUCAGCAUCCUUAAUGAUUGGCUUAGUGCACAAUUUGAAAAUAUUUACGGGCAUCCAACAGCUCUCUUUAGAACUUUUUUUUUCUUUUUAUAGCACACUCCUUUGGGUUGAAAGUAUUUACAGUUGCUUAAAUACUCCUCUUACUAGAAAUUUUUCUUUUGAGAAGCCACUGCCUAUGAAAGGCUGUCAUGAUUAAGUAUCCUAUUAGUUGUUAGGUUAUGGUAAUCAUAAACAAUGUGACAAGUGCAGGUACCAUGGUGUGAGAGACUGAUGUGAUACAGAAGCAGAAUUAAUGUUAAUAGAGCAUCUGGCUUAAAUUAAUCAUCUCUAAAUUCAGAUGUAAAUAAGAUGGCAGAUAAGAUUCACUUCCAGAACAGGGAGCAAACAAAAAGGGUGGUGAAGAUGGGAAGCACUUAUUGGGAAAUGAGAUACAAAGGCAACUGUUGUGCAUACAGACUUUUCAGAGAACCUGAAGUUGCCAGAAUAAUGCAGGAAAAAGUCAUGCACACAACAGUAUUAAUUUGAGGGACAAAAAUGGAGAUUUUGUAAGAGAUUCAUCUCUUUUCUGGAGGAUAAAUAGUGGCCAAAUAUCCUUGCAGCUGAGGUCCCGAGUUGGUAGACCAAAGUUACCUGCAAGCAAGGGAUCCUAAGAAGCAAGGGAGUAUGGUGCAAGAUGCAUGAAACCAGAGGCAGAAUCUCUGGUGUACUAGCAUAACUAGGACAGGGUGAUGAGGAUGUGGAGUGGGAGGGAGAA